UCCUGGCAACACUAUGGGGGCUGCCAUGACACCUCCCUAUUUCCGUUUGCCGGUUUUUCGUUUCCGGUCGCGUUAGAUCUGCUGUAGUAGUAACAACAACAUUUCUAAAGAGAACAAUGUAUUACUUUGGGUAAGGACCGCAUGGUUCAAAUAUGAGCUCGGGCUCGACGUGUGCCGCUCUCGGGUGCCACAACAACUCAAAAAAAUUUAAGUUGUUGUUGGAAAGUUCGUGCUUUGAACACCAGCUGAUUUAUAAACACUGUCCGUGCGCUGCGCCCUAUGCGUUACAUUCCAUGCCAACAAAGAAGGAAAGGAAACUAGCGUGGCUUGCAGCUUUAAAACUGAAAUAUCCUCCAAAGAGGAUAUAUGUUUGCUCAUUUCACUUCGUUGAAAAGAAGCCAACAGAAAUGCAUCCUGAUCCGGAGCUGUAUUUGGGUUACGACAGACCACCCCAAAAGAAGAGACGAAAGCUAGUUCGGGUAAACCAGACGACAUCUACUGCCACUGGUCUUAAUGAAGAUGCAGACGAGGAACCUUAUGUGGCUGCUGAAGAAAGUCUCAUGGUCCCUUCAAUGAACCCAAGGUGUCGAGUGAUGAAGCGGUCUACUCGAAUUGGCAAACUUUCAUGUUUGAAGAGGCCAUACUUCAAAUUUUUGAAUUCAGCUUCAGCAUGGGCAGAGCUUGCUGUGAUGCUGUCACUUUUGAAAAGUGGAACCAUUACACCUGUCCAGAGAGACUGCUUCUUCUUGCCAGAUGUCAGUCCACUCUUGAAAGGGGAUGUCGCCUGAGGAGAGGACAAAAGAAAAGUAUGCUCAGACCCUCAAACGUGACAAUCAACAUUUUGUUGCUGGGACAAUGUUCUUUCUCAUAUGUGAAUUUUUAUUUAUUUAUUUAUUUUUAAAUAAAGGUUGCAUAAAAAUAA
Molecule: messenger RNA, 922 nt
Organism: Trichomycterus rosablanca
Lineage: Eukaryota; Metazoa; Chordata; Actinopteri; Siluriformes; Trichomycteridae
Exons: 4
Coding region: 153-788 (211 amino acids)
Source: RefSeq, a predicted model, not a curated record